GAGAAGCAAGUGGUUCCCGCAGCGAUCGUGGUCAACGACGUCAGCGCAGAGCUCAUCGUGACGAUCGACAGCUCACCCCCGUUGACCGCCGAGCUGGCACCUCUGGAGGGCCCGCCGCACAACUUCGAGAUCGACAGCUGCGGCGCCAACAUGCAGAUGACGCAGAGUUAUACCGUGCGUUGGAGGACUGCCCCACCUUUCCUGACGACGAGCGACGUGCUGGCGAGGGCCCGCUACACCGUAGUGGCCCCCGGCAAAGACACGAGCGGUCUGCGCCGCUUUCCCGCGAACUUGACCGACAGCGGCUACGUGUUCCAGAGUCUGCCGGGAUGGAAGAGCGCGCGCCAGCAAUGGGGCCGCGUCGACGCCUUCGACACCAGUCUUCGUGAGCUCGGCAGUCGCACGCAGCUGGUCGAGCAGGAGCAGCAGCAGAUGCGCACGGACAUCGAGCGCACGCAGUCCUCCCUGGCCAUCGCAGAGGCCACGCUCCCGCCGCGCGACAUAGCUGCACUCGCAGUUUGGGAUCGCCCACCCGAUCCGCACCUCUACAGCAUCGGGGCGCCCUCGGCUAUCGAACCUGCCGAGGUCCGUCGCUCUGUGGAGCCAUGGAUCACAGCAGCAGGCGUCUCCCUCAGCGACGUCGAGUUCAUUG
This is a messenger RNA of Prorocentrum cordatum, 652 nucleotides long. Lineage: Eukaryota; Dinophyceae; Prorocentrales; Prorocentraceae. The record is from the annotation of a GenBank genome assembly.